CCCAGCGGAGACGGGAUGGCGCCCCCGAGGCGCCCCCGGCCGGCCGCCGCUCUGACGGGGGGCCGGGCGGGGCGGGCCCGCUGAGCGGGGCGGGGGCCCGAUGGAGCUGGACGUGGACUACGAGCGGCCCAACGUCGAGACCAUCAAGUGCGUGGUGGUGGGCGACAACGCGGCCGGCAAGACGCGGCUCAUCUGCGCGCGGGCCUGCAACGCCACCCUCUCGCAGUACCAGCUGCUGGCCACCCACGUGCCCACCGUCUGGGCCAUCGACCAGUACCGCGUCUGCCAGGAGGUGCUGGAGCGCUCGCGGGACGUGGUGGACGAGGUCAGCGUCUCCCUGCGCCUCUGGGACACCUUCGGCGACCACCACAAGGACCGCCGCUUCGCCUACGGCAGGUCGGACGUGGUGGUGCUGUGCUUCUCUCUGGCCAACCCCAACUCGCUGCGCCACGUGAAGAGCAUGUGGUACCCCGAGAUCAAGCACUUCUGCCCGCGCACACCCAUCGUCUUGGUGGGCUGCCAGCUCGACCUCCGCUAUGCAGACCUGGAUGCCGUGAACCGUGCUCGCCGGCCCUUGGCCAAGCCCAUCAAGCCAUCAGAUAUCCUUCCGCCAGAGUGUGGCCAUGAGGUGGCCAAGGAGCUGGGCAUCCCAUACUACGAAACCAGCGUGGUGGCCCAGUUUGGAAUCAAAGAUGUCUUUGACAACGCCAUCCGUGCCGCCCUCAUCUCACGCCGCCACCUGCAGUUCUGGAAGUCACACCUCAAGAAGAUGCAGCGCCCGCUGCUGCAGGCACCAUUCCUGCCCCCAAAGCCGCCACCGCCCAUCAUCCACAUCCCGGAGCCGGCUGCCGCCGAAGGCCGAGGCCCCGGCAGCCUCUUCCGUGAGCCCCUCUGUGCCGACGUCGUGUUCUGCCUGUGGGGCGGGCACCGUGUCUUCGCCCAUCGCGUGUAUCUGGCCACGUCAUGCUCCAAAUUCUACGAUCUCUUUAUGCUGGACUUGGUAGGGGACGGCGUGGGCACGAAGGAGCCAGCCGGCAGGACUAAGAGCUUGGAUGCCGACAAGAGUUCUUUGGGAGUGGCAGCUGCAGCAACAGCGGCUUCUCUGCGAGCCUCCCAAAGCGACGACCCCCUGCGCCUGAUGCCGCCGCCCCGGGAGUUGUCUGGCUGGGGCCGGGGGUUUGUCAGCAUGCGGCAGGAGGAGGUGCGAGACCCGCUCACCCAUCAGGGGAAGCCCAUGACGGUGGUCUGUAUGGGUGAGCUGGUGCCCCUGGGCCCCUUCCGGGCCGUGCUGGAAUACUUGUACACCGGGCACCUGGACCCGCACCGAGCCGACCUGAUGCAGGUGGCCGCCAUCGCAGAGCUGCUGGAGGUCUUUGACUUGCGCAUGAUGGUGGCCAACAUUCUCAACAAGGAAAGUUUUAUGAACCGCGAGAUCACAAAGGCCUUCCACGUGCGUCGUGCCAACCGCAUCAAGGAGUGCCUGAGCAAAGGUACCUUUGCAGAUGUGAUGUUUGUGGUGGAUGACGGCUGCAUGCUAGCCCACAAGCCGCUACUCCUUGCAGGCUGUGACUUCAUGGUGGCCAUGUUCGGCAGCACAUUUCGAGAGAGCUGUGCGACUGAGGUCUCCCUGCCAGGCACAAACUGCGCUUGCCUCCGUGCCGUUCUGGAGUUCCUCUACACAGGGCUCUUUGUCCCUAGCCCAGACCUCGAUGCUAUGGAGCUGCUGGUGCUCACCAACCGCCUUUGCCUGACCCGUUUGCAGGCCCUGACCGAGCAGUACGCAGUGGAUGAGCUGGUCCAUGCCAGCUUGCAGCAGGUGGAGAUUGACACGCAAGUGAUACUGUACCUGGAAAUGACACAGUUCCAUAAUGCCCGCCAGCUGGCUGCCUGGUGUCUCCAUUAUAUCUGCACCAACUACAACAGUGUCUGUCGCCGCUUUCCCCGCGAGAUGAAGUAUAUGUCGCCAGAAAACCAGGCCCACUUUGAACGUCACCGCUGGCCCCCGGUCUGGUACCUGAAAGAGGAAGACCGCUACCUGCGCUCACAAAAGGAGCGGGAGCUGGAGGAAGAGGUGAUGCGGAAACAGCACCCACGCAGCAAGUGGUGCUUCUGGCGCCCGCAUCAUGCCAGCCACAUCUCCUGAGCACCCACUUGCCCUCUCCAUCAGGAAGGAAAAGGGGCACAAGGCAGCUGUCCUGCUGGUGCCUUCGCUUCGGAGGGGAGGGGGCAGCCGAUGGGGCUGAUGGGGUGCUUUUGCCUUGGCAUCGAGGGCCCUCUGCCACUGGCCAGUGAGGCGGGAGGGGAUGGCUGCUUCUUGCCUUGUUGCCCCACCCUUCCGCCUGUCUGCCUGCAGGCUCUGUGCCUCUUGCCACUGCUGCCACGCCUUCACUUGGUGUUUACGUUCCUGUUGUACCUGGUGCUGGAGAUGCAGCCCAACAAACGGAUGGGCCUUGAGCCAGCCUUUUCUCUAAUUGCUACCUCUGACCUUAGCAGUAUUUGGGGGACAAGGAGGAAAGAGGGCCCCAGCAAGGGGCUUGGGAGCUGGUGGUGCAGAGAGGAGGCGGGGGGCUGGAAGGAGCCCGGGCUCCUCUUGUCCGGGCUUGCCACAGGGCUGUAUUGUGGAGGAAGAUCAGAGGGAAUCCAGAUGGCUCCAGUUGGAGUGGCUGGAACUGAAUUCAUGGUACUGAUUGCAGAGCCUUGUGACUGUAGGGGAACUGGGGUGGGUGGACAGGGUGGACACGGGGUGGGGUGCAUGCAAAGACAAGGAUCCAUAGGCCCUGUAAGUGCGCGCGCGCGCACGCGUGUAUGUGUGUGUGUGGGGAGGGUAGGAUUUCUUUAAAGUUCCUGUUUGUGACAACUGCUUCCUGCUUCAGGCUAGCCUGCUGGUGGAGCAGCAUGGAGAGGAGGGUCUGGCGCCCCUUCUUAGCCAUGUGGUGCCUUGGACACAACACAGGCCUCUUCCCCUUGACUGGCCUCUUGGAGGCAGGGGUACGUGAUCUGCCUUCCUCCCUUCUUUGAUAUGCCUUGGUGAGGAAAGCGGAAGCAGUCCCAUGGUCUUUGGGGAGGGGCCCAGCCCUGUUCCCCUCCUUCCCACCCUUGGAAUUCCGCACAAACAUUUCUACUCUUUUUCUAGGCGUCCUGUUUCCCCCCCCCCCGCCCCGCCCCCCACAGCCUCAUCUGAGCACAAACCUACCCGGGGUGGUGCUGUUCGCAGCGCUCCCUGUCCUGAAGGGCUUUGGCAGAUGCAGGCCCCCGGGGGGGGCUGGUGCGCAUCUGUUUCUAACCACUGUGAGCGGGGCUUGGCCCUCCCCUCAUUUUCUUACACACUUUUCGGUAUUGGACUGUUUUAACCUUUAAUAAAAGCCUUUUGUAUUGUG
Molecule: messenger RNA, 3377 nt
Organism: Eublepharis macularius
Lineage: Eukaryota; Metazoa; Chordata; Lepidosauria; Squamata; Eublepharidae
Product: rho-related BTB domain-containing protein 2-like
Exons: 9
Coding region: 101-2143 (680 amino acids)
Biological process (GO): regulation of proteolysis; proteasome-mediated ubiquitin-dependent protein catabolic process; small GTPase-mediated signal transduction
Cellular component (GO): cytoplasm
Molecular function (GO): ubiquitin protein ligase binding; GTP binding; GTPase activity
Source: RefSeq, a predicted model, not a curated record